AUGGGCGGCAAAGACGAACGCAAGGCUUCGCGUUCCCGGCGCGGCUUCCCCAUCGACAAGCGCAAGAUCGACGAGCUCGACGUCGUCUAUUCGGGAUGGAUCCUCAAAAAGAAGCGCAAAAAGAUGCAAGGGUACGCCAAGCGUUUCCUCGUGCUGACCAACGAAGGCAUCCUCACCUAUGCCCUCAGCCCCGAAAAAGCCACGCGCGACGCCAUCGAGAUCCCGCACGCCUCCGUCACCAGUAGCAUGCGUCACGGUACCAUCCACGUCGACUCGGGUUCCAGCGUCUUCCAUCUCAAGGCGCUCUCUCCGCAAGAUUUCGAAGCGUGGCGCACCCAUUUGCGCUCCUUCAUCCCCGACCGUCCCACAGGCAGCUUGCAGCGUCUCUACCUGUCCAAUGGCACCGAUCUGCAGCCGAUCGACCUCGCCCGGGUCUGGACGCACCUCGACCAGACCUCGGCGCUCGUCAAGGAUCUGUCGACGCGCUCGGGUGCGCUCAAGGGCAAGACAUCGUCCAAAUCCGCCACCGAUGCGAUCAUGGGUGCGCUUGGAGCCAAGUCCAACGACAACGCCGACGAAAUUGCCGCCUUCCACCUCACUGCCGAGAAUUUGGCGACCGAGUUUGAGCAGCUCAAGAGCGAGAUCGAGUCCAAGAUCCCACGCGUCGAUGCGAAUGCUGGCACCAUGCGAUCCAUGUCGGGCAUUUCCGGUAUUAGCGGUGGUGGAGAGGAUGGCCGCAGUCGCAGCAAGCGCCUGUCGAUGUCUUCGCUCGCUACUACGGGAACCGACUCUGCCAUCUUCUACGAUGCCGAUAGCCACGGCGAGGAGCUCUUCAUGGAUGAUGACGGCAAAGGCGACGAUGAGGGCAACGCAUCGCGAUCCGAGAGCAGCGACGCGGAAGCCACCGACUCGGAAGCGGAAGACUCUUCGCAGCCAGACACCAACGAUACACGUACGCUCUCCUCCGCCGAUGGCGGCAGCGGCGGUGGCAAGGCGGUGGUGCAAUACCGCAAGAAGCUCCCCGCCAAGGUCUCGGGGGACGAGGUGUCGCUCUUCAGCAUGUUGAAGAAAAACGUCGGCAAGGAUCUCUCCACGAUUUCGUUCCCUGUCUCGUUCAACUGUCCGCUCUCGCUGCUGCAAGCUGCUGCGGAGGAGUACGAGUACGCUGCAGACCUGUUGGAGCGAGCGGGCAAGUCGCAAGACUGGGUCGAACGCAUUUGCCUCGUCGGAGCGUUUGCUGUAUCUGGCUACGCGAGCACCAAGCUCCGCGCGAGCCGCAAGCCGUUCAAUCCCCUGCUGGGCGAGACGUACGAAUGCGUGCGCGAGGACAAGCACUUGAAGUUCCUCGCCGAAAAGGUAGUACACCAGCCGCCCGUCGUUGCCUUUUACGCAGAGGGCAAGGGCUGGAAGGCGCAAGGCUGGAGUGCAGUCAAGAACAAGUUCUGGGGCAAGUCGCUCGAGCUGAUUCCGGAGGGCAGCAUUCGCUUGGAAUUCGGCGAUGGCGAUGUCUUCUCCAUCCAGAAACCGUCGUCAUUCAUGCGCAACCUGCUCGCGGGUAACAAGUAUCUCGAACACGUCGGCGAGUUGACCGUCACCAACGAGUCCACCGGCCAACGCGCGGUGAUCGAGUUCAAGGAGGGAACCAUGUGGGGCGGGUCCAACUCGCGCAACAACGUCGAGGGCAAAGUGUACGACGCCAACGACUCGACCGUGACCACGGUCAAGGGCAAAUGGUCCGACAACCUCUCGCGCCAGAAGGACAAGGAGAACUACCAGCUGCUGUGGGAGGCGCACGAAAUGCCGCCGUACGCCGAAGACUACUACGGUUUCACCUACUUUGCCAUGUCGCUCAACGAGAUCACGGAUGACAUCAAGGACGUGCUCGCGCCGACUGACUCGCGUCUGCGCCCGGACCAGCGCGCGUUUGAAGAGGGCGACGUGGACAAGGCCGAGCAUCUCAAGCAGAAGCUCGAAGAGGCCCAGCGCGGCCGGCGCAAGAAGCUCGAGGCCGACGGCGAAAAGUAUACCCCACGCUGGUUCCACAAGACCGACGACGCACCGCACUGGCAGUACGGCGCCAGUGACGGCAGCGACUACUUCAAGCUGCGCAAGAAGGCGCUCGAAAGCGGCACCGCCGAGCCGUGGAACCAGGCCAGUGUCCCCAACGUCUUUGAUGUCUGA
Sporisorium graminicola is the source of this 2181-nucleotide messenger RNA. RefSeq lists its product as uncharacterized. The transcript has a single exon. Lineage: Eukaryota; Fungi; Basidiomycota; Ustilaginomycetes; Ustilaginales; Ustilaginaceae. The coding region runs from base 1 to 2181 and encodes 726 amino acids. The record is from RefSeq and is a predicted model, not a curated record. Gene Ontology annotation, molecular function: sterol binding. Gene Ontology annotation, cellular component: perinuclear endoplasmic reticulum; plasma membrane; cytosol. Gene Ontology annotation, biological process: endocytosis; exocytosis; piecemeal microautophagy of the nucleus.